Messenger RNA from Camellia sinensis, 3458 nucleotides. Its product is annotated as plasma membrane ATPase 4. Gene Ontology annotation, biological process: proton export across plasma membrane. Gene Ontology annotation, molecular function: P-type proton-exporting transporter activity; ATP hydrolysis activity; ATP binding. Lineage: Eukaryota; Viridiplantae; Streptophyta; Magnoliopsida; Ericales; Theaceae. Gene Ontology annotation, cellular component: membrane. The record is from RefSeq and is a predicted model, not a curated record.
AAAAUUAGUUCAAAAAAAGACCAACCAAGCAUUAAUAAAUUUAGUAAUUUUUGGUAGUUUUGGGCAGAGAAGAGUGAAGAGAGAAGAGAGAGAGAGAGUCAAAACCGGGCAGAGAAUCAUGAUCAAAAGGGGUUGAGAGUGGUGAAGUAUAAAGAGAGGGAGGCACUGAGACUCAGCCUCAGAACCAAACACCUCUCUCUCUCUCUCUCUCUCUCUAGUCUUAGCUUCUUGUUGUUGUUGUGAAGAUAUGGCUGGUGAUAAAGCAAUCGGUCUUGAAGAGCUCAAAAACGAGACUAUUGAUCUGGAAAAAGUUCCUAUUGAGGAAGUGUUUGAGCAGUUGAAAUGCAGCAGAGAAGGUCUAAGUACAGAAGAAGGAAACAACAGGCUUCAAAUCUUUGGUCCAAACAAAUUGGAAGAGAAAAAGGAAAGCAAAAUACUCAAGUUUCUUGGGUUCAUGUGGAAUCCACUCUCAUGGGUCAUGGAAGCUGCAGCAAUAAUGGCAAUUGCGUUGGCCAAUGGCGAUAAAAAGCCCCCGGAUUGGCAAGACUUUGUGGGUAUUAUUUGUUUGCUGGUAAUCAACUCCACUAUCAGUUUCAUUGAAGAAAACAAUGCUGGUAAUGCUGCUGCAGCUCUUAUGGCUGGUCUUGCACCCAAAACUAAGGUGCUUAGAGAUAGCCGAUGGAGUGAGCAGGAUGCUGCCAUUCUGGUUCCUGGAGAUAUCAUUAGUAUAAAAUUGGGAGAUAUCAUCCCAGCUGAUGCCCGCCUUCUUGAGGGUGAUCCAUUAAAGAUUGAUCAAUCUGCCCUUACUGGAGAAUCGCUCCCAGUGACCAAAAAUCCUUAUGAUGAAGUUUUCUCUGGUUCAACUUGCAAACAAGGUGAGAUUGAAGCUGUUGUCAUUGCUACCGGUGUUCAUACCUUUUUUGGAAAGGCUGCCCAUCUUGUGGACAGCACCAACCAAGUUGGGCAUUUCCAAAAGGUACUUACUGCAAUUGGGAACUUCUGUAUUUGUUCCAUAGCUAUUGGAAUGCUGGUCGAGAUUAUUGUUAUGUACCCAAUUCAGCACAGGAAGUAUAGGGAUGGAAUUGAUAACCUCCUAGUUCUUUUAAUUGGAGGUAUUCCAAUUGCUAUGCCCACUGUUUUGUCUGUGACAAUGGCUAUUGGGUCACACAGGCUAUCACAACAAGGUGCCAUUACCAAGAGAAUGACUGCCAUUGAGGAGAUGGCUGGCAUGGAUGUGCUCUGCAGUGAUAAGACAGGGACACUAACCCUUAACAAACUGAGUGUUGAUAAAAACUUGAUCGAGGUGUUUGCAAAUGGUGUAGAUAAAGAACAUGUAAUGUUGCUUGCUGCAAGGGCUUCUAGGACUGAAAACCAGGAUGCUAUUGACGCUGCCAUUGUUGGGAUGCUUGCAGAUCCAAAGGAGGCACGAGCUGGCAUCAGAGAGGUGCAUUUUUUCCCAUUCAAUCCUGUGGACAAGAGGACUGCUUUGACGUACGUUGAUGCCGAUGGAAAAUGGCACCGAGCUAGCAAAGGUGCCCCUGAACAGAUCUUAACCCUUUGUCAUGCCAAGGAAGAUUUGAAGAAAAAGGUUCAUGCCAUUAUUGAGAAGUUUGCUGAACGUGGACUGCGGUCAUUGGCUGUUGGAAGACAGGAAGUCCCUGAGAAAACAAAAGAAAGUCUAGGUAGUCCAUGGCAAUUUGUUGGAUUGUUGCCCCUCUUUGAUCCUCCCAGGCAUGAUAGUGCAGAGACUAUUCGUAGGGCUCUACAUCUCGGUGUAAAUGUCAAAAUGAUUACUGGUGAUCAACUUGCCAUUGCUAAGGAGACUGGCCGAAGACUUGGAAUGGGAACAAAUAUGUACCCAUCUGCUUCUUUACUUGGUCAACACAAGGAUGAAUCCAUAGCUUCCAUUCCAAUUGAAGAGUUGAUUGAGAAGGCAGAUGGGUUUGCUGGUGUAUUCCCAGAGCAUAAAUACGAAAUCGUGAAGAAGUUGCAGGAGAGUAAGCACAUCUGUGGAAUGACAGGAGAUGGUGUCAAUGAUGCUCCUGCUUUGAAAAAGGCAGAUAUUGGAAUUGCUGUUGCUGAUGCCACUGAUGCUGCACGAGGCGCUUCAGACAUUGUGCUCACAGAACCUGGGCUGAGUGUUAUCAUUAGUGCAGUGCUAACUAGUAGAGCGAUUUUCCAGAGGAUGAAGAAUUACACAAUUUAUGCAGUCUCCAUUACUUUACGUAUUGUGUUUGGCUUCUUGCUUAUCGCUUUGAUAUGGAAGUUUGACUUUUCACCUUUCAUGGUUUUAAUCAUUGCCAUCCUAAACGAUGGAACUAUAAUGACAAUCUCAAAGGAUCGGGUUGUGCCAUCACCAUUGCCUGAUAGCUGGAAGCUGAAAGAGAUUUUUGCUACCGGUGUUGUGCUUGGAGGUUAUUUGGCAUUGAUGACUGUUAUAUUUUUCUGGGUAAUAAGGGAUACUGAUUUCUUCCCGAAUAAAUUUGGUGUAAAACCUAUAAGACAAAAUCCUGAUGAAAUGAUGGCUGCUCUAUACCUCCAAGUGAGUAUUGUGAGCCAGGCUCUAAUUUUUGUCACUCGAUCUCGCAGCUGGUCCUACCUUGAACGCCCCGGAUUGUUAUUAGUCAGUGCUUUCCUAGUUGCACAGCUGGUGGCAACUCUGAUAGCUGUUUAUGCAAAUUGGGGUUUUGCAAAAAUUGAAGGAGUUGGUUGGGGAUGGGCUGGCGUUAUCUGGAUUUAUAGUAUUGUCUUCUAUGUCCCACUUGACGUAAUGAAAUUCACCAUUCGUUACAUUCUAAGUGGAAAAGCUUGGGUUAACAUGAUAGAGAACAAGACCGCAUUCACCACAAAGAAAGAUUAUGGAAAAGAGGAAAGGGAGGCUCAAUGGGCACUUGCUCAGAGGACUCUACAUGGACUUCAACCACCUGAAACCUCUACUCUUUUCAACGAGAAAAACAGCUACCGAGAACUGUCUGAAAUUGCUGAACAAGCAAAGAGGAGAGCUGAGGUUGCAAGGCUUCGGGAGCUUCUCACACUCAAGGGACACGUAGAGUCGGUGGUGAAACUGAAAGGUCUGGACAUUGAUACAAUUCAACAACAUUAUACAGUAUGAGAAAAGAACCAAAGAAAAAAAUAAAAAAGCAUAAGAAGUAUUAUUUACUCGAGAGACGAGGGAUGCAGCUCCAAGAAAUUGAGGCUCAAAAUUAAUUAUGCAUGAACUAUAAAGAGAAGAGAGAAACCCUUAACUAGAUGUGAAAACUUAAUUUCUAGAUGGGAACUUUUUAUAUCCUCCUAUGUGCUGUAACUUUUUCCUACCUAUUUACCACCAUUUCUUUCUUAUGUAUUUCAAGUGCCAAAAUAGAUAAUGUGUUCUCUUAUUGCUUUUUAAUGUUGAGCAAAAGUAACAUAUUUUGUAGAACAAUUCUCCGCUUUGAUUGUGUUAUGUUUUCUCCUAGUUA